Messenger RNA from Babesia ovata, 1470 nucleotides. RefSeq names its product decapping 5. Bases 1 to 1470 code for a protein of 489 amino acids. NCBI's taxonomy places the organism in Eukaryota, Apicomplexa, Aconoidasida, Piroplasmida, Babesiidae. The record is from RefSeq and is a predicted model, not a curated record. Gene Ontology annotation, molecular function: mRNA binding. Gene Ontology annotation, cellular component: P-body. Gene Ontology annotation, biological process: cytoplasmic stress granule assembly; P-body assembly. The transcript is spliced from 4 exons.
AUGGCGAUCGAGGCGUUCAUAGGUAGUCGUAUCUCGAUCACGACGAAUUCGGAGUUGCGUUAUGAGGGCCUGCUCUUCGACCUUAAUAGCGAUGACGCCAUGAUAGUGCUACAAAACGUGCAGUGCAUGGGCACUGAGAACCGCACGACCAAUGGAGGAGUCCCCCCGUCUAAGCGGAUCCACGACUACAUGGUGUUCAAGGGUGAGGACAUCAAGGACCUUGGUGUCUGCGAGGUGAAGAAGGAUAACUCGCCGGAGUACAGCGUGUUCAACGAACCCGCGACACAAGGCGCUCCCUUUAAUAACCAAUUCGGCCAGCCGGGCGGACCGGGACCGGCUCCCAUGUAUGGCCCUCGGGAUGGUCCCAACGGGCAGGGAUUCGGGGGCAUGCCACCGCCCCAAAUGAUGGGGAGCCCGAUGAUGCCCCCAAUGGGAUCACCGAUGUAUAUGCCGCCCGCGCGUGGGAUGUACAUGGGACCGCCUAGCAUGCCGGGACCGAUGAUGGUGCCUCCUAUGGGUCGUCCAAUGGGACCCCCGCCCAUGCACGACGGUCCUUUGGGCGCUCACGACGCCCGACAACCGCCCCCGAGCCCCUAUUGGCAGGAGCCGGGCUCGUUGUUCGGCGGAGGUAUGCCGACUGGAAUGCCACAUCGGGACGAAAUGCAUCCGGGAGGUGCGGACAAAAGGAUGCCUGGGCCUAUGUUCAUGGACUCAUCUACGCCUCCUCGUUACGAGGGAGACUCUGACCGAUUUGACUUAAGAGCGUUCGACUUCGGUCCUGACCCCUUUGCCGAGGGUGAUGCGCUCGGUGGUGGCGAACCCAACUCCUCGGCCCCUGAAGACGAAAGCGGCCUGGCCGGUCAACGCCAUGUAGAGAAACGGGAAGGGUUCCCCAAAUCAGUGCAGCACAAGGUGAUGGCACCAACUCAACACGAACGGAAACCCCUUACUCCAGUGAACGAGUUCAACAUCAUUAAGGCCGAGAAACUCCUAGCUAGCCUCGGCGGUGCAGACGUAAAGGGGGACGCGGGACCAUCGCAAACCAAACCCAGUACCGUAGUCCCGGAUGUCAAACAAGCCAAGCCGGAAAAGGCCGAAGUAGUUGCAGCAAAGGAGGAACAGGAGCUACGGACCUACUAUGACAAGAAGAGCUCCUUCUUCGACAACCUGUCGAGCGACGUCCACAGUGACAAGAAAAUGCUACGGAAAGAGCGUCAGAAGCAGCACGAAAUAAAUGUGGACACAUUCGGAGCGGACAGUGUCCGCCGCAGCCACAACAACAGAGGUCGAGGCCGUGGCGACCGGCGGGGUGGCGGCGAGCGCGGAAGGCGCGGUAGCUGGAACCCCGAAAGGGGUGAGCGCAGAGGUUCGCAUAAGGCGGAACCGGUAGAGACGGCUGAGAAGGCGCCCGAGAAGGAUAAGGACAAGGAGCAGAAGGCCGAAGUACCCGCUGCCUCUGCUGACAAAUGA